Messenger RNA from Drosophila mauritiana, 501 nucleotides. RefSeq lists its product as uncharacterized. NCBI's taxonomy places the organism in Eukaryota, Metazoa, Arthropoda, Insecta, Diptera, Drosophilidae. The transcript has a single exon. The record is from RefSeq and is a predicted model, not a curated record. Bases 28 to 393 code for a protein of 121 amino acids.
UCUCUUCCCAAAAAAACAACCUCUAAGAUGUACCUCUUUGGCGUUUUCCUGCUCUUGGUCGGCACUCACAUCUGCUUCAUCGAUGCGAACUUCGGCAGCGGAGAAGGAAAUGACUACACCUACGGCACCCAGGCAACGACGGAUACCCUCAUCGCCAGUGAGACCGUAACCAAGUCCAAGGCGUUGCUGGGAACCACCACGAAGACAUAUACUCUAACCCAGGCGGGAACUGCCAAGACCAUCACCUACAUCAAGAUCACGGAUCUAAAGAGAAUGCGUGGAGCCACUGCCGAAAUCACCUCCGGUGGAGUGGGAUCCACGACAGUCACAAUCAAAUUCACCUCCGCACGGGGAGCUGGUAUCAAGUCCCAAGUGGUGAUAUACGGAUCCUAAGUGCGUUCGAUCCACUGGGUUCUAUAUUAUUUAAUUACGAAAGAAUUGUGUUCAUUUAACAACUAGAUGAUGUUCAUCAGUGUCACGUUCAUGAAAUAAAGAUAUUUA